UUCAGUGAGCAGUUGUGAUCCACGAUCUUUCUUGGGGAUCCUGAAGGCAGCGAAAGUAUCCGGAUGUGACGCAAGUACGCAAAUGAGAUCGUCAUCAUUCAAGAUGGCAGCGCUGACGUCCUUGAUGCUCAAGUGUAGAGCAGGUGUGUUGGUGCCUGGCCAGACCUCUCUGAUAGACUCCGUGAGGUUUGCAUCUAAGAAGGCGGGCGGCAGCAGUAAGAACGUCGGAGGAAAGAGCCCCGGUCGGAGAUAUGGCUUCAAGAAACAGGAUGGAAACUUUGUCCAUGCGGGGAACAUCCUGGCAACACAGAGGGUGAUGAGGUAUCAGCCAGGAGCACACGUGGGUAUGGGAACCAACAAGACACUCUUUGCUCUGGAGGACGGCCACGUCAGGUUCACCAAGGAGGUCUACGUCCCCCCCCCACGCAGCCCCGAGGCCACCCAGGUCAUCACCAAGCUGCCAAAGGGAACGGUGCUCUACAAGACCUUCAUCAACGUCCUGCCAGUCAAACAGGAGGGCAAGUUCAAACUGGUGGACAUGGUCUAAGACUGCUGGACUGGACUGGGACGUUAUGGUGUCCCACGUAUUCUUGUGUUGGCCAGAAUCAAUCGGAGGAUUUGUGUCGAUUGACACGCACUGAUUUGUGGAGAUCUAAGUGGACAGCAGCCAGAGAGCAGAGCUGAGUCUGGGGAGACCUGCAGACUCUGGGCCUUCCUCGGCUUCCUGUCCCCAUCAUUAUGUGAUAAACUCUAUUGCACCUAUAAAACAGAAGUUUAUGUACACAAGACAUAAUAAAAUGUUUCCACU
Messenger RNA from Etheostoma spectabile (orangethroat darter), 808 nucleotides. RefSeq names its product 39S ribosomal protein L27, mitochondrial. The record is from RefSeq and is a predicted model, not a curated record. Lineage: Eukaryota; Metazoa; Chordata; Actinopteri; Perciformes; Percidae. Gene Ontology annotation, biological process: translation. Gene Ontology annotation, cellular component: ribosome; mitochondrial large ribosomal subunit. The transcript is spliced from 4 exons. Gene Ontology annotation, molecular function: structural constituent of ribosome. The coding region runs from base 83 to 547 and encodes 154 amino acids.